AAAUAAUUCACAAGGUGCUUUAAGCUCUCCCUUUUGAGAGUAUUCCAUCAUUAGAGAAAAAAACAAACAAAAAAACAAUAAAUGAUGGAGAGGGUGGGGAGAAAAGGGGUUGUUGGUGGGAAUGUAAAUUGCUGUACCCGUUAUGGAAAACAGUAUGUAUGGAGGUUCCUUAAAAAACUAAAAACAUAGCUACAAUAUGGUCCAGCAAUCACACUCCUGGGCAUAUAUCCAGAGAAAACCAUGGUUUGAAAGGAUACAUGCACCCCAAUGGUCACUGAAGUGCUGUUUACAAUAGCCAUGACAUGGAAGCAACCUAAAAGCCCAUCGACAGGUGAAUGGAUACAGAAGAUGUGGUACAUAUAUACAAUGGAGAAAACCAUUCUACUUUUUGUCUCUAGGAAUUUAGCUACUGUAGGUACCUCAUACCCAUGGAAUCAUACAGUGUUUGACCUUUUUUGUCAGGCUAAUUUCAGCUAGCAUAAUGUCCUAAGGUUCAUCUAUGUUGUAGCAAGAGUAAAAUUUGCUUUCUUUUUAAAGCUAAAUAAUACUCUGAUGUAUGUAUGCACCGUGUUUUUUUUGUCUAUUCAACUGUUGAUGGACACUUGAGUUGCUUCCACCUAUGGCUACUAUGAAUAAUGUGAAAUGAACAUAUAUAUCUGUUUUGACAUAUCUGUUCGAGUCACUGCUUUCAAUUCUACUUCAAUUGACAGAAGUCGGAUUGCUAGAUCAGAUAGUGACUCAGUUUGCAAUUUUUUGAGGAAUUGCCUUUUUCUUUUCAUACCAUCAAUACAAUUUUAUAUUCCAAGCAAUAUCACACAAGAAUUCCAAAGGAUAUUUCCACUUUCUUGAUAGUUUCCUUUGAAGCACAAAAUUAUUAAUCGUCCAAAUUACCUAAAAGAAUGAAAUUAGAACACUCCCUAGCACCAUACAUAAAAAUAAACUCAAAAUGGAUUAAAGACCUAAAGGUAAGGCCGGAUACUAUAAAACUCAUAGGCAGAACACUUUUUGACAUAAAUCCCAGCAAGAUCUCUUUUGAUCCACCUCCUAGAGUAAUGAAAAUAAAAACAAAAAUAAACAAAUGGGAUCUAGUUAAACUUAAAAGUUUUGCACAGCAAAGGAAACCAUAAACAAACACAAAAUAUAACCCUCAGAAUGGGAGAAAAGAUUAGCAAAUGAAGCAACCGACAAGGGAUUAAUCUCCCAAAUAUACAAACAGCACAUACAGCUCAAUAUCAAAAAAACAAACAACUCAAUCAAAAAAUGGGAGGAAGAUCUAAAUAGACAUUUCUCCAAAGAAGACAUACAGUUGGCCAAAAAGCACAUGAAAAGAUGCUCAACAUCACUAAUUAUUAGAGAAAUGCAAAUUAAAACUACGAGGAGGUAUCACCUCACAUGGGUCAGAAUGCCCAUCAUCAAAAAAUCUACAAACAGUAAAUGCUGGAGAGGGUGUGGAGAGAAGGGAACACCCCCUACACUGUUGGUGAGAAUGUAAAUUGAUACAGCCACUAUGGAGAACAGUAUGGAAGUUCCUUAAAAAUCUAAAAAUAGAACUACCAUAUGACCCAGCGAUUCCACUCCUAGGCAUAUAUCCAGAGAAAACCAUAAUUUGAAAGGAUACAUGCACCCCAAUGUUCAUUGCAGCAUUAUUUACAUUUAUAAUAGCCAGGACUUGGAAGAAACCUAAAUGUCCAUCAACAGAGGAAUGGAUAAAGAAGAUAUGGUACAUAAAUACAGUGGAAUAUUACUCAGCCAUACAAAAGAACAAAAUAAUGCCAUUUGCAGCGACAUGGAUGGACUUGGAGAUUGUUGUGCUUAGUGCUGUGGGUCAGACAGAGAAGGUUGGAUGUCAUGUGAUGUUGCUUAUAUAUGGAGUUUAGAAAGGGGGUGCAAAUGAACUUGUUUGUAGGGCAGAGGUAGAGUCGAGGGUGUAGAAAGCAAACUUAUGGUUACCAGGGGAUAAAUAGGGAGGGAUAAAUUGAGAGGUUGGGAUUGACGUGUACACACUACUAUACGUAGAACGGAUAACUGAUGGGGACCUGCUGUGUAGCGCAGGGAACUCUACUCAGUCCUCUGUCAUGGCCUAUAUAGGAGGGGAAUCUAAGAAAAGAGUUGGUGUAUGUAUAUGUGUGGCUGAUUCACCUUGCUGUGCACCUGAGGCUACUAAGCAUUGUGGAUCAGCUAUAGUCCAAUAAAAAUUAGUAAUUAAUUAAUUUAUUUAUAAAAUUUCCUACCAGUGUAAAACGUACACCUGAGAAGUUAAUGAACACACAUCAUAGCCUGUGGUUUAACUGAGAUUUGUCCUGGCACCCAGCUAGGCUGACUGAUUCAAAUUUCCUACCAGAGCCAAGUGCUCUGGGAUUCUUUAGCUUAAGUACCUAAUAAGUGGGAAUGGGGCAGGGAUUGGUGGAAGGCUCAGCGCUGUCAAGGACGAAAGAUGAAAAUGGAGUCAACCCCUUUAUUAUAGAUGGUGAAUUCACAUUUAAGUGUCUGCGUUUCUUAACAAGAAGCACAGUUCCGUGCCUGGCCACACAGACUUACACCAAGUCCUUGACCCCUGGAGGACAUAAGACCCUCUUGUUCCAGGCAGGACUGACCUGGGCCAUCCUCUUAUCUGUACUUGCUGCAUCUUGAAACAGAAUCAGGAAUCCCAGUGCAGGAGGAGCUGCGGAAGACAACUGAGACAAUCCCAGGCCAGGAAAUGUUGUUUUACCAAGCAAACGUGCCAGGCGGGGACAGGUCCCAUCCCACCUCCCACAGGUGGGAGGCAUUAGGGGGCGGGGUAUUGAGUCUGUCCAACCAGGCGGCCGCUGAGGCAGGUGGGCGGAGCGGUCCCCCACUCAGACGUGGACUUCCUUACCUUCUACAGCGGAGGGAUCGCGCAUCUUUGCCGCUUCACUAACCUGUUAACUCUCACGUACCUUCUGUUGCCCUGUGUUCUGCACUAGUCCUUGGAGGCGUUAAGAGGGACUCAGACCCAGGAAACCUCGAAAUGGACUCAUUGGCCUUUGAGGAUGUGGCUGUGAAUUUCACCCUGGAGGAGUGGGUUUUACUGGAUUCCUCACAGAGGAAACUCUACAGAGAUGUGAUGCGGGAAAACUUCCAGAACCUGGUCUCAGUAGAAACAAAACAGGAAGAUCAUGACAUUGAAGAUCAGUACAAAAACCAGGGGAGAAAAUUAAGAAGUUCUAUGGUAGAGAGACUCUCUGAAAGUAAAGGCAGUAGUUUCUGUGGAGAAAACUUCACCCUUAUUCCAACUCUCAAUCUGAAGAAGAAAACUCCUGGUUUAAAACCAUGGGAAUGCAGUGCAUGUGCAAAGGUCUUCAUGCAUCAUUCAUCCUUUAAUAGACACAUGAAAUGUCACAUUGAAAACAAACGAAGAGAGUAUCAAAAGUACCAUGAGAAGGUAUAUAAAUGUAAAGAAUGUGGGAAAGCAUUCAUUUCUCUUAGUUCUCUUAGAACACAUGAAAGGAGUCACACUGGAGAGAAGCCCUAUGAAUGUGAACAAUGUGGAAAAGUCUUUCGAUAUCAAAAAUCCUUCCGACUACACAAAAUAACUCACACAGGAGAGAAACCCUAUGAAUGUAAGGAAUGUGGGAAAGCCUUCAUGUGGGAAACAACUUUUCGAAAACACAUGGUAACUCACGCUGGGGAUUUACCUUACAAAUGUCAGAAAUGUGAGAAAGCAUUCAUUUAUCCCAGUUGUCUUCGAAUGCAUGAAAGCAGUCACAACGGAGAGAAACCCUAUCAAUGUAAACAAUGUGGAAAAGCCUUUAAAAGUCCUGAAACUAUUCAAAUCCAUGAAAGAAUUCACAGGGGAGAGAAACUCUAUGAAUGUAAGCAGUGUGGAAAAGGCUUCAAUCAUUUCAGUUCCUUACAGCUACACAAAAGACAUCACACAGGAGAGACACCAUAUGUGUGUAAAACAUGUUCUAAAGUAUUGAAUACUGCCCGGUCUCUUCGAAAUCAUGAAAGAAUCCACACUGGAGAAAAACCCUAUGAAUGUAAGGAAUGUGGGAAAGCCUUCACAUGGAAAAUAACCCUUCAGAAACACAUGAUAACACACACUGGGGAUGGACCUUAUAAAUGUAAAGAAUGUGAGAGAGUAUUCAUUAAUCCCAGUUCUCUUAAAACACAUGAAAGGAGUCACACUGGAGAGAAACCAUAUCAAUGUGAACAAUGUGGUAAAAGCUAUAGAUAUCUAGCAGUUUUGAAAAUACAUCGAAGGACCCAUACUUGAGAAAAACCCUAUGAAUGUAAAAAUGAAGGGAAAACCUUCACUUCUGCAUAUGUUCAAGUGCAUGAAAGAAUUCACACUGGACAGAAACCCUAUCAAUGACAGGAAUGUGGGAAAUCCUUCAUUUGCCUCUCAGUCGUUCAAAGACCUGAGACUGCACACUGGACAGAAAUCAUAUAAAAUAUGACGAAUGUGGGAAUAGCUUUUCUGAUCUUUGUAGUUUAUGAAACCAUAAAAGGGUUUACUAGAUAAAACCUUAUUUGUAAACAGCCUGGGUUGUUGGUCGAUAUCAUUACAUGUAAAAACUCCCAUGGAAAAGAAGUAUAAAUGUAAGUAACAUGAGAUAACUUGAUGGAAAGUAAUCUAUGCCUAAUGUUCCAAAAAACCUUCAAUAUGAAAGAGUUUUUAAAAAUUUUAUUUAUUAUUAUUUUUUUUUGGCCAGGCUGUGCAGCAUGUGGGGCAUCUUAGUUCCCCAAUCAGGGAUCAAACCUGUGCCCCGUGCAAUGGAAGUGCGGAGUCUUAACCACUAGACUGCCAGUGAAGUCCAGAAAGAGUUGUUUUAAAAGUUUAUAGGACUUUCCUGGUGGUGCAGUGGUUAAGAAUCUGCCUGCCAAUACAGGGUACAUGGGUUCGAGCCCUAGUCCUGGAAGAUCCCACAUGCUACAGAGCAACUAAGCCCAUGUGCCACAACUACUGAGCCUGGGCUCUAGAGCCCAUGAGCCACAACUACUGAGCCCACGUGCCACAACUACUGAAGCCUAUGCGCCUAGAGCCCAUUCUCCACAACAAGGGAAGCCGCCACAAUGAGAAGCCCGUGCACUGCAACGAAAAGCAGCCCCCACUCGCCACAACUAGAGAAAGCCCAUGUACAGCAGCAAAGACCCAAUGCAGCCAAACAAACAAACAAACAAAAAUUUAUAAAUAUGUUGUGUUUACUCAGGAUCUUUCUUCAAGUGUAUCCUUCAAUGGUGGAUUUCUACUAAUUUCACGAACGAAUAUUAAUGUGAAUUCAUUCUGUAAUUCGUCUUUCAACAAUAGUACAUAACGUUUAAAGGUAGUGAUUUUUCCUUUACUUGGAUAGUUACUUUGUUCUAUUUACUUCUGAAGCCUGUUGGAUUCAUGGAUGAAUUUAAGUGUAUUUCUAGUAUGCAGUGAGACUUAAAUUUUUAUAAUGUUCUAUUCAUCCUCUGUUAAUGGGCCAUUGAAAAAUGACAGUUAGGUAUUUGUUGGGAUUUCCUAGUAGUUUUGUGUGGCAGUUCCUAGGUAUAUAAUAUAUUGUAUAUAUUGUAUCCUUUUUAUUGAGAAAGAUCCUUUCUGGUGGUGGUGUGUAUAGGAGCCUUUUCCCAUUUUCCAUUCUAUUAAACACUUGGAAUAAAUUUUAUGUAUGACUAAUAUGUCAAAGAGUAUACUGUUAUGUAAAUUAUGAUUUUUCCUAUUUGCUUUUUGUGUUUCCUUCUGACUGGUAUUUGUUGAAUAGACUGUGAGACUUGUGAUAAUAAAGAAAAUCUGGAGUUGGAGAUAUCUUGCCUAUGAGUCAUAUUAGGACCUAGACUUUCCAGAAUCUAUCCCUUUUGUGGUUCCAUGUUAGCAUUCACCGACAGCUCACCUGUGUGCGAUUUUAAAGCAGAUGCAGAGAAGACGUUCUUCAGAUAGUGGAUUCCCCACACUGGGAGAGAGGCAGAUAUGUAGGAGCUUCAAGGACACCAUCUCCCAGCUUAUUUUCCAGAUUCUGUGUCCUUGUAGUCAAGAGUGUCCUCAACACCAUCAAAAAAUGCUUGAUUUCCAUUUUUAUAGACAUGUAGGUUCCCCUGAUAUCUUCACAGCUUACACAUCAAAGAUCCAUCAGAGUUUGAAUUUUUUCUGUAAGGCCUCUUGUGUCCACUUUGAAAGUUAUUUCAGUAUUUUAUGGUUGGUAAUAGUCUCUGAUUACACUCCUCUCUGGAUUAUAUCUUUAUGGUGUCUAAUAUGUGUAGGAAACACUUUAUGUAGUUAAUAAUACUAGUAAUACUAGUAUGUGUUCCUGACUCACCACAACAUUCACAAAGGUGCCACCAAAACGAAUGACAUGGGAGUUUGUUUCUCUACUGCAUUGCACAGGGACAUUGGUGACCCAUUGUUUCCAUGUGAGAAUAAGCACCUCCUUCUGUCAAGAUGGCUAUGGGUGUUUCCUGUUACUUGUAGCUGAAUAUAAUCCCCCAACAUGUUUUUUAUUGUCUUUUAUUUUACAUGAUUGAAACUGUUUGAAUUUUUUGUGAAACAGUAGUUUUUUAGUCUUUUCAAAUAUUUUACCAACUCUUUUUGAAGCUUUCAUUAGCUAACAAUGUUACUUUUCAUUUCCUCAAAGAAUAUAUUAAAGUAUCCUUUUUAUGUAUGAAUAUUCAGAAAAACCUUGUAGCUUUCUUCAUUUAAUCAUUAUGCAAUGUGAGUAAGUUUUUUAAAAAUAUUAUGUUGGCCAAAAGGUUUGUUCAUUUUUUUCUGUAAGAUGGUCUAGCAGAGCUUCCCUGGUGGCACAGUGGGUAAGAAUCUGCCUGCCAACACAGGGGACAAGGGUUCAAUCCCUGGUCUGGGAAGAUCUCACAUGCCGUGGAGCAACUAAGCCCAUGUGCCACAACUACUGAGCUUGUGCUCUAGAGCCUGCAAGCCACAACUACUGAGCCCACAUGCCUAGAGCUUGUGCUCUGCAACAAAAGAGGCCACUGCAAUGAGAAGACCACGCACCACAACGAAGAGUAACCCCUGCUGGCUGCAACUAGAGAAAGCCUGCAUGCAGCAACAAAUACCUAAUGCAGCCAAAAAUAAAUAAAUUAAAAAAAAUUUUUUUAAUUAAAAAAAAUGGUCUAGUAGCACUAAGUUGUCUUUAACUUCAUUUGAAACAAUUUUGUUAGAUUGUAUUGUGGCAGUUCUCAUAUCAGUAAGCAUUUUAAAAAAAUCAAAAUUGGUGAAUUUUUGUGUAGCCAUUUUAAUAUUGGUGAUGUAAGGGAAAAAGUAACAUUUUCGGCAUAUUAUGCUUUAUUAUUUCAAGAAAGGCAAAAACGCAACUGAAAAGCAAAAAACAAUUGUGCAGUUUAUGGAGAAGGUGCUGUGACUGACCAAACGUGUCAAAAUUCAUUUACCAAGUUUCAUGCUAGAGAUUUCUUGCUGGACGAUGCUCCACAUUGGGGUAGACCAGUUGAAGUUGAUAGUGAUCAAAUGGAGACAUUAAUUGAGAGCAAUCGACAUUAUACCACGUGGGAGAUAGCCUACAUACUCAAAAUAUCCAAAUCAAGUGCUGAAAAUCAUUUGCACCAGCUUGGUUAUGUCAAUCGCUUUGAUGUUUGAGUUCCACAUAAGUUAAGCAAAAAAAAACCUUCUUGAUCGUACUUCUGCGUGCGAUUCUCUACUGAAAUGUAAUGAAAACGUUCCGUUUUUAAAACAAAUUGGGAUGGGUGAUGAAAAGUGGAUACUGUACAAUAAUGUGGAACAGAAAAAAUCGUGGGGCAAGUGAAACAAGCCACCACAAACCACACCAAAGGCUGGUCUUCAUCCAAAAAAGGUGAUGUUGUGUAUAUGGGGGGAUUGGAAGGGAGUCCUCUAUUAUGAGCUCCUUCUGGAAAACAAAACGAUCAAUUCCAACAAGUGCUGCUCACAGUUAGACCAACUGAAAGCAGCACUCAACAUAAAGCAUCCAGAAUUAGUCAACAGAAAAUGCGUAAUCUUCCAUCAGGAUGACGCAAGACCACAUAUUUCUUUGAUGACCAGGCAAAAACUGUUACAGCUUGGCUGGGAAGUUCUGAUUCAUCUGCCGUAUUCACCAGACAUUGCACCUUCGGAUUUCCAUUUAUUUUGGUCUUUACAAAAUUCUCUUACUGGAAAAAAUUUCAAUUCCCUGGAAGACUGUAAAAGGCACCUUGAACAGUUCUUUACUCAAAAAGAUAAAAAGUUUUGGAAAGAUGGAAUUAUGAAGUUGCCAGAAAAAUGGCAGAAGGUAAUGGAACAAAAUGGUGAAUAUGCUGUUCAAUAAAGUUUUUGGUGAAAAUGAAAAAUGUGUCUUUCAUUUUUACUUAAAAACCGAAGGAAGUUUUUGGCCAACCCAAUAUUUAUUUAUUUAUUUUGCUGUGCUGGGUCUUAGUUGUGGCAUGCAGGAUCUUCAAUCUUCAUUGAGGCAUGCUGGAUCUUUGGUUGCAGUAUGCGAACUCGUAGUUGCCACAUCUCAUAGUUCCCUGACCAGACAGAGAGAAUGGACUUGAGGACACGGGGAGGGGGAAGGGUAAGCUGAGACGAAGUGAGAGAGUGACAUUGACAUAUAUACACUACCAAAUAUAAAAUAGCUAGUGGGAAGCAGCCGCAUAGUACAGGGAGGUCAGCUUGGUGCUCUGUGACCAUUUAGAGGUG
Orcinus orca (killer whale) is the source of this 8605-nucleotide messenger RNA. Its product is annotated as zinc finger protein 709-like. Lineage: Eukaryota; Metazoa; Chordata; Mammalia; Artiodactyla; Delphinidae. The transcript is spliced from 4 exons. Gene Ontology annotation, biological process: negative regulation of transcription by RNA polymerase II. Gene Ontology annotation, molecular function: DNA-binding transcription repressor activity, RNA polymerase II-specific. The coding region runs from base 2990 to 4237 and encodes 415 amino acids. The record is from RefSeq and is a predicted model, not a curated record.